Molecule: messenger RNA, 1989 nt
Organism: Saccharomyces cerevisiae S288C
Lineage: Eukaryota; Fungi; Ascomycota; Saccharomycetes; Saccharomycetales; Saccharomycetaceae
Gene: RMD8
Product: Rmd8p
Exons: 1
Coding region: 1-1989 (662 amino acids)
Cellular component (GO): mitochondrion; membrane
Source: RefSeq, marked reviewed
AUGAGUUAUAAGGCUAACCAACCAUCUCCUGGGGAGAUGCCGAAAAGGUCACCUUCCAUCCUGGUGACAGAUGCAAGAACAUCCAAGAAUAGAAUGAGUGCACCGUUCGCUGGACACGCUGCUGGUAGUAGGAAGAAUAUGGAAAACGCAGGAGUUACGAAGUCUCAAGGAGUUCGCUCUUCCGCUAUUGGCCCUUCUCCGCUGCAGAGUUUUACUCAUCCAAGAAGGCGAUCGUCUGGCAGGUUUAGCGAUAUAUCCAUAGAUAAUAUUCUUUCUGAUAAUUCAGAUAUUCCCUCUGCCAGAAGAGAGGAAAGGCUAUCCAGCUCUUCAAGCGAUAGGCCUCGCCAAUAUGAGCGGUUAAGUUCGCGUAGAAAGAUGAUCAAUCCCCUGCCUCCAAGAACAUCGAAGACGUCACAAAAGUUAGUGUUGAUACCGGAAGACGACAACUUGAACCACUUUCAAACUCUACCAACGAACGCGCUGGAUAGGCAAAGACCGAAAGUGGGCUCUAUGAAGUCUAAUUCCUUCGAUCGGCUACCUCGAUACUCAAAAGAAAAGUCCAUGGCAAGAAUCACCGCAUAUAAUGUUGCUGAUGGCUUCAAUCUCAACCAAUUGUAUAAGUUUCUGCAGGAAACUCAUGAGGUUUCACCAAGAUUGUAUGAUGAGUGUCUAUACGUUGCGUAUACUUUGCCACUUCUACCAGGUAAAGGCGGUUUUAGAAUCAAAUCAAAUUUAUCUAAGAAAACAAUGGGUGGAAAGACAUUAAUUGAUAAUUUAAUUGAUACAAGCGAACAGAGAGAUCAUCAUUAUGAAUAUUACUCAGGUGUGGAAACUGUGGAAGAUGCAAAUAAUAAUUACGAACUAGAAACCAGUGGAAAUAACAAUAACGCUAAUCAAGACACCACAACAGUUCCCGAUCAUCUACCAAAUCCAGUUGGUCAGCAAGACUCUUUUAAUCCUAUGGAACCACAAUUUUUUGCGGAAGAAACUCCCUUAGAGAUAGAGAAACGGGAAAGGACAGAAAGAAUAAACAUGCUGAAGAAGGAGGAAAACGACAGUGAUGCAAGUUGUGGCAACGAUAAUAAUAAUAAAAAUAAUGAUAAGAGUAAACUUUAUGCUGUUGAGGGAAACGAUCAGUAUGUACAGUCCUCUCGUUCACCAGCUUCGCCAUCAUCAAUAUCUACGCCAUCGCCACCAUCUUCAUCACAGAAUGAUUUUGAUCGUGUAUAUAAAAUGCAUAGGGACAACGACCAUGAAGGCAAUGAUAGACAUGCAGAAAUUUUCAUUUUUCACUAUGGCGUUAUUGUUUUUUGGAACUUUACUGAAAUUCAAGAGAAAAAUAUUCUUGGUGAUAUAACAUUUGCAGAUUAUAAGAAUUUAAUGAUCCGGCCGCUGGAUGAACAAGAUAUUGAAACUGAACAAUUCCAUUUCGAAUAUGACAGAGAUACCGAGAGACCGAGAAUUUUCAAUGAUAUUGUCACAUUACGUUCAGGUGACCACAUUAUCGAGCUGACACUAUCACAUGCGAUUGCGCAAUCUUCGAAAUUAUCAAGGUUUGAAUCCAGAAUUUCGCCGAUUUUAAUAUCAGUCACAAAACUACCUAAAAGACUAGCAUUAUAUGGUACCCUUGGGUUAAAAAGGGAACAGCUUUUGAAAAAAUCAGGGAAGCUCUUUAAAUUGAGAGUGGAUGUUAACCUUUCAUCCACCAUAUUGGAUACACCCGAGUUUUUUUGGUCGUUCGAACCAAGUUUGCAUCCACUGUACGUGGCAAUGAGGGAGUAUUUAGAAAUUGACCAAAGAGUACAAGUAUUAAAUGAUCGUUGCAAAGUUUUCUUGGAAUUCUUUGAUAUAUGCGUUGACUCUGUUGCUGAAAGAAACAUGGCUCGUGUUACAUGGUGGUUUAUUCUUGUCAUUUUAUUUGGAGUUAUAUUUUCAUUAACAGAGAUUUUCGUUCGUUAUGUAAUUAUUCAUCGUCAUACUUCUACAUAG